CCUCGUGGUUUCCUUUCCUCUUUGCCGGCCGGCCGCCGCUUCCGCCGUCGCCGGAAGGAGGGCAGCGGGAGCAUCGGGGAACAUGGCGGCCGUGGAUAUCCGAGAUAAUCUACUGGGAAUCUCUUGGGUUGACAGUGCAUGGAUCCCUAUUUUGAACAGUGGAAGUGUCUUGGAUUAUUUUUCAGAAAGAAGUAAUCCAUUUUAUGACAGGACGUGUAAUAAUGAAGUGGUCAAAAUGCAGAGGCUAACGUUAGAACACUUAAAUCAGAUGGUUGGAGUGGAGUACAUCCUUUUACAUGCUCAAGAGCCCAUUCUUUUUAUAAUUCGGAAGCAACAGCGACAAUCUCCUACCCAAGUUGUUCCAAUGGCUGAUUACUAUAUCAUUGCUGGAGUAAUCUAUCAGGCACCAGACUUGGGAUCAGUUAUAAACUCCAGAGUGCUUACUGCAGUACAUGGAAUUCAGUCAGCUUUUGACGAAGCUAUGUCAUAUUGUCGAUAUCAUCCUUCCAAAGGGUACUGGUGGCACUUCAAAGAUCAUGAGGAGCAAGAUAAAGUUAAACCUAAAGCCAAAAGGAAGGAAGAACCAAGUUCCGUGUUUCAGAGACAACGUGUGGAUGCAUUACUCCUAGACCUUAGACAAAAAUUUCCACCCAAAUUUGUGCAGCAAAAGUCUGGAGAAAAGCCUGUCCCAGUGGAUCAGACAAAGAAGGAAGCAGAAGCUAUUCCUGAAACAGUAAAAUCUGAAGAGAAGGAGAUUGCCAAAAACACCCAACAGACAGUGAGCACUAAAGGCCCGCCUGAAAAACGAAUGAGACUUCAGUGAGUCUGGACACGGAGGAGAAGCUCAGAAGUCUCCUCUUGCCUUUCAUCUUACCUUGCUCCUGUGACAGUCUCUUGGACUUUAAAAUUAUUUGUCACGACUUCCAUUUCUUUUUAAGAACAUAUCUAAGAGUAUUCUUUCAAAAAGGAUAUAAGAGGAUCAUUGUGAUUCCAUUGGAACAUUUUUAUGUAUCUUUUCUAACUUUCCCUGACUAGACUUGAGCAGCCUCGUCACUACAUGUGCACGUCUGCACACAGGUAUAAGCUAAAUAAAGGAAUUUGUAUAUAUUAUCAUGCCUUGUUUUCAACCUUAUUUCUCUCUCUGAAUUAUUUCUAAAUGCUCUUUGUAAGCAACAAUUGUUAAAGUAAUAGCUAAACUUCCUUUCAUCGGUUGCAUAUUUUUAGCGUUUGAGUUACAACCUGAAAGAUAAAACAGAAACCCUCUACUCACCAUUACCUUACAUAUACUAAAACUUGUGCUUAUCAUUUUUUUCUCAUUUUAUUUCUCCCAAGCACCACUGCAUGUUUUCCCAAGACCCUUAAAUAAAAAUGCAAAUCUUA
Molecule: messenger RNA, 1380 nt
Organism: Sorex fumeus (smoky shrew)
Lineage: Eukaryota; Metazoa; Chordata; Mammalia; Eulipotyphla; Soricidae
Gene: MED6
Product: mediator complex subunit 6
Exons: 8
Coding region: 83-823 (246 amino acids)
Biological process (GO): regulation of transcription by RNA polymerase II
Cellular component (GO): mediator complex; core mediator complex
Molecular function (GO): transcription coactivator activity
Source: RefSeq, a predicted model, not a curated record